Messenger RNA from Schistocerca nitens (vagrant locust), 8063 nucleotides. Its product is annotated as prolyl endopeptidase. Lineage: Eukaryota; Metazoa; Arthropoda; Insecta; Orthoptera; Acrididae. Gene Ontology annotation, molecular function: serine-type endopeptidase activity; oligopeptidase activity. The record is from RefSeq and is a predicted model, not a curated record. Gene Ontology annotation, biological process: proteolysis. The transcript is spliced from 15 exons. Gene Ontology annotation, cellular component: cytosol. Bases 3 to 2330 code for a protein of 775 amino acids.
GUAUGGUACUGUUAUCAAAAGUAGUUAAGUCUUGUCGAAUAUAUGCGCCCUAUCUGACCAUACGGGAGAUAAGCGCAACUGUAUCUGGCUUCCGCAAGUAUAAAACUGAUACGGCUAACGCAGAAGUGAGUCGACAGUCUCAAGUUUUAGAUAUCUGUAAGAAACCUCGGCACUCCUCAAGAGAGCCUUCAUUACGAAGAAUGAAAUUUAACUACCCAGUUGCAAGAAGAGAUGAAAGUGUAACAGAAGAAUACCACGGAAUAGAGAUAAGUGAUCCUUACCGAUGGCUUGAGGACCCAGAUUCAUCUGAAACAGCUAAAUUUGUCGAUGAACAAAAUGCUGUUACAAGACCCUAUCUCGAUAGUUGCCCAGUGAGAUCAGACAUAAACUCAAGACUUACAGAACUAUGGAACUAUCCAAAGUACUCAUGCCCAUAUAGACAUGGAGAGAGAUAUUUCUUCUAUAUGAAUACUGGACUGCAGAAUCAGAGUGUACUGUAUGUUCAAGAUUCAUUGCACUCAGAACCUAGAGUGUUUUUAGACCCCAACACAUUGUCAGAAGAUGGAACAGUUGCAUUAUCUCGAACACGAUUUUCUGAAGAUGGAGAAACAUUAGCAUAUGGACUUAGUAGGAGUGGUUCUGACUGGAUUACAAUACAUUUCAAAGAUGUCAAAAGUGGCAAUGAAUACCCUGAAGUGUUAGAGAAAGUUAAGUUCUCGCCAAUGACCUGGACUCAUGAUAACAAAGGAAUAUUUUAUGGUCGAUAUCCGGACCAAGAGGGAAAAACUGAUGGUUCAGAAACGGUUAGCAACCAACAUCAGAAGCUCUAUUACCACCUCAUUGGAACUCCUCAGUCAGAAGAUGUGCUUGUAGUAGAAUUUCCUGAUGAACCAUUGUGGAGAAUUGGUGCUGAAGUGAGUGAUUGUGGACAGUGGUUGAUUAUUACACCUCAGAAGGAUUGCAGAGAUAAUUUGUUAUUUUUCUGUGACCUCGACAUUUUGCCCAAUGGAAAAAUAUCUGGAAAGCUUCCACUGACCCAAGUUGUACAUAAAUUUGAAGCAGAUUAUGAGUAUGUUACAAAUGAAGGGCCAGAAUGUAUUUUCCGCACCAAUAAGGAUGCUCCAAAUUACCGUCUUGUGAAAAUAAAUUUCCUGGAUCCAGUGCAAGAGAAAUGGACAACACUGAUAAAGGAGCAUUCUAAAGAUGUUUUGGACUGGGCUAGUCCUGUAAAUCAAGACAAAUUAGCUGUUUGUUACAUCCAUGAUGUUAAGAGUGUGCUACAAUUGCACGAUUUAAAUAAUGGUAGUUUGCUGAAAACAUUUCCCCUUGAUGUGGGCACUGUUACGGGUUAUUCGGGAAAGAAGAAACAUUCAGAGAUGUUUUACCAGUUUACAUCAUUUCUAACCCCUGGAAUUAUAUAUCACUGUGAUCUCACAAAGGAGGAACUAGAACCAUCUGUCUUUAGAGAGAUAAAAUUCCAGGGAUUUGAUCCCAGUCCAUAUGAAACUAAACAAGUAUUUUUUUCAAGCAAAGAUGGCACACAAGUUCCAAUGUUCAUCGUCCAUAAAAAGGGUCUAGUGCAAGAUGGAAGCAAUCCAUGUCUGCUAUACGGUUAUGGAGGUUUUAAUGUCAGCAUUCAACCGACAUUUAGUGUUACAAGACUGGUGUUCAUUCAGCACUUUGGGGGUAUAUUGGCUGUAGCUAAUAUUAGAGGCGGAGGAGAAUAUGGGGAAGCUUGGCACAAUGCUGGUAGACUUUUCAACAAGCAGAAUGUGUUUGAUGAUUUCCAGUGUGCUGCUGAGUAUCUUAUAAAAGAAAAAUUCACAUCAAGUAACAAACUUACUAUUCAGGGUGGUUCUAAUGGAGGACUUCUAGUAGCAGCAUGUAUAAACCAAAGACCAGAGCUUUUUGGUGCAGCUAUAGCUCAAGUUGGUGUUCUUGAUAUGCUGAGAUUUCAUAAGUUCACAAUUGGUUAUGCGUGGGUGUCGGACUAUGGCAGUUCAGAUGACCAAAAACAUUUCGAAAAUCUGCUUAAAUUUUCACCUCUUCAUAAUGUGAAAGUUCCAGAUGGAGAUGGAACACAGUAUCCAGCCACUCUAUUGUUAACUGCUGAUCAUGAUGACAGAGUUGUCCCUCUCCACUCCCUGAAGUUCAUUGCAACACUACAUCAUGUUCUGCGAGAUGUGAAGAAACAGACAAACCCUUUGCUUAUACGUAUUGAAACAAAAGCAGGACAUGGAGGAGGAAAACCAACAGCCAAACUGAUAGAAGAAAGCACUGACAUUUUAUGCUUCUUGGUACAAGCACUUGGGCUUGAGUUUAAGAAAUGAAGAAUCUGUGGUUCAUCAGGAGGGUAUACUACUGAAAAUGAAGACUAUUUGGAAAGUCCCAUCUGCAGAAGAUCCUUGUGUACUUACAUGCAGAAUUAACCAUCAUCACAUCUACCAAGGCCUAAGGAUUUCUGAGAAGCAUUUGAUUAUUUUGUGUGUGUGUGUGUGUGUGUGUGUGUGUGUCAGAGUGUCAGAGAGUGAGUUCAAUUCUAUUGGUCAUUGUAUGUAUGUACAAUGUCAAUAUUAAUUAUAUUUGACAUGCAGAUACGCCUCAGAAGGAAAAACGUUUUUGCCAUGCAUGUGAUGUAUGCUAUAUAUUGCAUUUUUUUUCUGUUGUAUGCUGUUCUUUGCAGUGAAUCCCAAUGUUCGUGAAGAUUGAAAAAAGUGAUCACAUCACGCCAUUUAUAGUCGGGCACUAAACUUUGUGUACAGUGCUAAGUAUUACACAAUACGUAUUGUAACAGGCGUGUCAAAACUUUGAACUGAACUGUUGGCUGUGUAAUUUUAGAAGGAAAUGGAGAUUAAUAUGCUAGUAAUAAUUGUUUGUAAUGAUGCCCCUGAACAAAACAAGUGUUGCAUUUUAUGGAAUAUUUGUUAUUAAGGUGUGGUAAUUUUUAGACUGUGGACUUAUUUUUGGCACGUCUUUGAGAGAAAUGCAUUGAGCUGAAGAUACCAAAGGUGUAAAAUUUACAUUACCUGUAAGGCUUUGUGCACUAGUGCUUCAUAACCUCUAAAAGUACAAAUUAAUGGAGGCUAGGCGGCAGUUGUGAACAGUAAAAUGAUAUUCUGUGAUGCAUUGUUGUUUAUGUAAUCCAUUGCUUUACAAUUUCAAAGCAAUUAAAUACGUUACUUUUCCUAACUUUGCAAGAUCUCACAUUAUUUUGCUAUAAUUAGCUACUGUAUUUCAAAAUCUGUAUUUGUCCAGAGUUCAGUAUUUAAAAUUUAUAUACAUUAUUUGCUCAAUGGCAGUGGUUUUACUGUCAGUCACAAAUUAUUUAUUUAUAACAGUGACAAAAUGGUACCACUCCCACUCUCGUGUUUGAGCUGUCUGGUGGAUUUAAAAGUAAUUGCCACAAAAUAUUAGCUCUUAUCUUAAGCGCUUAACUUUCACCUAGAUCUGAUGUAUAUAAAAUAUCACUAAAAAGCUGCUGGAUUUCAAGAAAAAAGUAAGCCCUGUGUGUCAUAGUGUUAGAAGAAUUUGACAUUAAACUGUCUGUUGGAUCACUAUAAAUAAUCAUGGCUUGUAACUUGUGCCAUGAGAGGGAUGUAUUUGGAGUAGUCCAUAGGUUAGUUGUCUCCUGUUAGGAAUGAAUUUCUUUUCUUCAUUAGUAAGGAAAUGUGAGAGACAAAAUUUGUUAAAUUAUUCAGUUGUUAGGUAUAGUAUGCGGUGAUAUCUGUAUUCUUAUAUUACAGUGUCACAAAUUUUGGCUUCAAAUAGUUUGCGACCUUAAAUUGUUGGAUAUGGGCAAAGAAGUAACAAAUGUGUAUUUGGUGUGCUUUGUUUUGGUUCAAAUGGUUCUGAGCACUAUGGGACUUAACAUCUGUGGUCAUCAGUCCCCUAGAACUUAGAACUACUUAAACCUAACUAACCUAAGGACAUCACACACAUCCAUGCCCGAGGCAGGAUUCGAACCUGCGACCGUAGCAGUCGCGCGGUUCCGGACUGCGCGCCUAGAACCGCCAGACCACCGCGGCUGGCCCUUGUUUUGGUCUCGGUGUAUUUAUUGUUGCCUUUUUCUUUUGAAAAGUUUGACUAGUAGGAAAACAGUGGUUAUCAGUGUUUUAUUAACCAUAUGGGUCAAUCGUGGGUGGUGUACAAGAAGUGGAAUGUAUCAAAAUAACCACCCACAGGCACAAUGUGGUGGGGGCACUGAGUGAUGGGUAGGCACAUCAAGAACUGAAAUAUGAUGUUUCAGCUUAAAAACUUCCAUUCAUCUUCAGGGUUUAAUAUGUGUGUAUUGUUGAUAUAUUUUUUGAUUGAUGUAACUUGAUCUAGAGUUAUCAUUAAUGAUGGGCUGAACUCCAUUAGUAACAAGAGCACAUUUACCUGAGUACUACUGCCUUUAAAAUGAAAAUGUGAAAGUUAGUACUGAAAAUUCAGUCUCUUUUAAUAUAUUUGGAAUACCUUCACAACAAAACCAGACUAAAACAAGAAUGAUCACAAAUUGCACUGGUUUACUAUCUGCAGAGUAGAAAUUACAAAAUUGUUUCCCUCAUGUGCAGCUAAGAACGAAUUAAAUAGAAGUGGAAGGGGGUUCACAAGCGAACAUGGGUGAGGGACACAACAUCUAGAUAAGAUUAUUUUCAUUGCAUAACGUAGUCACUUGGUUUAGAGAGAGAGAGAGAGAGAGAGAGAGAGAGAGAGAGAGAGAUAGAGAGAGCGCUUAUUAUUGCACGACUCCAUAUUCUCACUGUCACAACUUAUUUGGUUGUCUAUUCGUAGGUGAUAUACUGUAAUUCGCUGUUCUGUAUGAAGAGUCUGAGUGGAUAGUUCAGACAGUGAAGGAGUUUUCCAUACCAUUUUUUCCAGAUUAAAUUUACUCAUUUAAGAUAUCUGUACAUUAAAUUUCCUUUUACUGGACAUUUUGUCGUAGACAAUAAAUUAAAAAUUGUUUUAAACAGGGUUUAGUAUCUGAUGGAAACUUCCUAUGUUUUGCUUCAAAAUAUGAAGUAACAAAAGUAAUUAAUGAUAGUUUCUCUACAUUAUUCCUUUUCAUAUGUCCAUUGCAUGGCAGCUUAAUCUUUACGAUCUGAUUCUUCAUCCUUAGUUCAUUUCUAAUUACGUAUCUAAUAGUUUUUGUGUGACUUCUAACACGGGUAGAGAUACAGACGUCAUGUUAUUGAAAUCAGUGCUGCGAAGGUGGAAACUGUAAUGUGUACUAUGUGCUGUUACAUUUAGGCAGAGAGAUUUUAAGAUUCAGAAGUUUUUCUCUGAUCUUUUUAAACCAGUCGUAUUGCCUGUAAAAUACAUGUUUACAAAAUUGUCAUGCUUAUAAUGUAUGAUAAUCGAAAAAGUGGCUUAUAAAUUUUGUAUAUAUCAAGUUUAACAAGAUACAUAUGGAUUAUCAAGUGCAUGUGUCAAAGUUAAGAACUUCGCUGUAACAGUUUUCUGUUAAUAUACAUAUAUAUUUUUGGAUAUAUUUGUUGUUUCAGUACAGGUAAGAUGCAGUUUCAAGCGUGUUAAGAGGCAACUGAACAGGUGCAGUAUGCACCUGACUGUGUCAGAAAACUGUAACAUACUACUCAAAAAUAACUUUAAUGCCAGUUACUCAUAUCAUUGUUAGCUGUUACUAAUGUUUUUGUAUGUGGUGAUUGUGUCGUCACAGUGAUGUGUUCCCCUGAACUCAUAAUUGCUAAUUUUAGGAUAUAGUAAUAAAUCAUUGGUAGGUGAAGCAUUAACACUGCAGUUUACAAAAUAAUCUAAACUAUUUAGUGUAAUAAGUCUUUUUGUUUUACUGUAUAUGUACAUGAGACUCCAGUUGGAGAUUGUGCAAGAACUUGUUAGUAUAUUUUUACUUGUGCCAGUGCUACUGGUAUGGUUAUUGUGCCAGAAUUUCUACAGUCCUGUCAAUUUGUUAACUAUUGAAUCCCUUCAUACUGGCUUACUUGUAGAGCUAAUUCAAAUUUAAUCAGCCCCUAAUGUUGCUGUAACGACAGGGUGACGGUUAUUGAACUACAUGAAAAAGAAAAAAGAAAAAACACCAUAAAUUAGGUACAAACUAAAGUGUGUACUCACUUUAUUCAACAUGUAAACAUCACUACAGAUAUUUGGCUCUAGUUAUGACUUCUUGGAUUUGCCUGCCAUCAUUGGCGAUGUGGCGCAGACGAAUAGUGAAAUUCUGCACAACCUGCUAAAGUGUGGAACAUCAGUGACCUCCUGAAUGGCUGUUUUCAGCUCAGCAGUGCUUUUGGGGUUAUUACUCUACAACUUGUCUUCUAUGUAGCCCCCACAAAAAGGAGACAUGUGUUCAGAUCAAGAGAAUAUGGUGGUCAAUCAAGGCCAAUGCCAGUGGCCUCUGGGUACCCUACAGCCAGAAUGCAGUCCCCAAAGUUCUCCUCCGGGACAUUAAACACUCUCCUUCUAUGAUGGCAUCGAGCUCCGUCUUUUAUGAACCACAUCAUGUCUAAAUUAGGGUUACUUUGGAUAAUGGGGAUGAAAUCAUCUUCCAGAAUCUUCACAUACCGUUCAGUAGUCACCGUGCCAUCAAGGAAUAUCAAACCAGUUAUUCCAUGACUGGACAUUGCACACCACAAAGUCAUCCAUUGAGAAUGAAGAGACUUAUUGAUAGUGAAAUGCGGAUUAUCUGUCCUGCAGAUGCACCAAUUUUAUUGAUGAACCCAUCCAAAUGAAAGUGGACUUCGUCACUAAACCGAAGAUACCAAUUCACAUCAUGUCCCGCAGUCAACCAUGCUUUUUGAAUGUCCUAACACAAACCAUUCAGAAAUUGAUAGUUUUUAUUUAAUAUAUUUCAAUAACUGUCACCCUGUAUAAUCAUUUACCACCAGAAUGCACAAAGCCCUGUCCUUACAUUCACUCUCGUAGUUAUGUGCUAGUAUUUUCUGUCAGUUGUACUUCAGUUUUCUUCUUCAUGUGCUUCUCUAUAUUUCUUUCUACUUAUUACUAUGUCUCAUUGAGUGAAUCAGUUUGUGGUGAUUUGGGGUCAUUUACAAUCUCCUUCAGCCAUCUCUCUACUUUUCCCCCUCACUUCUGCAACAGUAUGCUGCCUCCGUAAAACUUAAUUUUCUCAUGUUUACAGAUAAAUUCUGUGUCCUUUUAUCACAACACCAAUCUUCUACAUGGCUGUCAUAUCAUCCAUCUACUUGCUGUAUUUAUUAUAGAUGUGUCAAACUUUGUCACCCAUGUAAAGUAUACAGUUGCAGAGACAAAUAUAUGCACAAUUUCUUCUGUGUUGCUUCAGAUGACAGUCAGAAAUUUACUUGUACAAGCAGCCAUUAAUAAUAACCUGCAGAUCUGAAACCACUGGCAUCAGGCCAUUGACACUAGUAUUACAUGGAUGUUCCAUGAGGACUAGUCAUAAUGUUCACAAUAGAUAUAUUAAUCAAAACUUUUCAUUUGCACAUUUGGUACUGUCAUUGUUAAUUUUUGCUUCAGUGAAUGUUAUAGGGAUUGCUCUUAUGUGAUGGUUUGCUAGCUAUGUGUGCAAUAUUCUCAUUUAUUUGGCAAAUCUGCAUUGGUACAUGGUACAAGUAUUUGCAGUGGAAAAGUUAACGAAAUAAUGAAAAAAAUGUUAUGGGCACCACCAUUCAUAAAUUUUGAAGUUACAUGGAUUACACACAGUUACAAAAUUCUUAUUCUGGAUUUAGUGACAAAAUUUGUCAUUUUACAUUCCCUCGACAUUGUCUGAACUGCUUGACCUCUCUCCCACUUACCAUUUCAGAGUUCACAACACCUAUAUUUUAGUCAGAUUUAUAUAACUUUCAUGUUUAGUGUGUUAGAUUGAUAAAUUUAUCAGCAAUAAAUUAAAUGCCAUCAAGUUAAGAACAUUUUCUUCCCAGAUGCAAUUUAUGGGACAAAGAAGCUAAAUGAAAUGCUUUUUUAUUUGUUAAUUUAUUGUGGGUGUGCUAUGUUUCUUUGUAAUUGAAGCAUCCCACGUGUAUGAAUUCUUUGAAACUGAAUAAUACCUCAGGUCUGUCGCAUGUAUAAAUGGUAACAUUUUAAAAGUGCUUUAAAGAACUGUUAUGUACUUAAUGAAAUAAACACACAAUCUGUAA